AAUAGGUCUGGGCCAAUUUCGGGCCGAAUGGUAAGCCCAGAGUGCGGCCAAAGUUCGGCAACAGGCCUGGGCCAAUUUCGGGCCGAAUGGUAAGCCCAGAGUGCGGCCAAAGUACGGCGACCGAAGUCUGGCCAAAGUUCGGUCCCAGGCCUGGCCCCGUGUUAUCAUCCCAGGGUCUAGCCAAGUUCGGCGCGAGUUUGGCUGGAGCCCGGGUGCCGAGCUACGGCAGCUCGGCGGCCGUGCUUGUACCAAGGUUGGCCCAUUCGUUUUUUCCUACCUGGGAGUUCUCCUCGUGCGGUGGGAUCAUCCAUCAGCCUUCACAUCCACAGGCUCGUGGGAAACUGAUUCAUCCAGUGAUGAAGGUGACGUGCAUCGUUUUGGGAUUGCUCCUAUUGAAUCCAGGGAUUGCUGAGUCCAUCGGUAUAAAAUUUUGCGCCAGUAGAUUGGCUGAAGUCUUGCAGCUCAUCUGCGCAGGUCGAGGAUUCAAUGGUCCUAUGGAUGAUCCUAUUCCAGGUGAUGUUAUUCCUUCACAACCUCAAGUAGGCAUUGUUCAGGACUGCUGUACGAAACCCUGCGAACUGGAGGAUUUGGAUGCUUAUUGUCGGCCCAAACGGACAAGGGGAGGAUUCAUUUACAGUUAAUUUGACACCCAAACGACAGAUGAUCUCCAAAUUGGCUGCGUUCGAUAAUACAAGCUUGAUUGAUGUAUUUGACCGUUACAACAACAAUUUGAAUAAUUUUUUUACAUUCAUUAUUUACAACAUAUACUUUUUUGUACGCGAAACGAACUGACCAGUGUAACACGCUGGGUCAUGAAUAGUAUUAUUAUCAUUAAUAAAAAGAAACUGGCCAAAUAAAAAUGAGGAAAUCGGCUUAACAAA
Diachasmimorpha longicaudata is the source of this 881-nucleotide messenger RNA. RefSeq lists its product as uncharacterized. Bases 87 to 641 code for a protein of 184 amino acids. Lineage: Eukaryota; Metazoa; Arthropoda; Insecta; Hymenoptera; Braconidae. Gene Ontology annotation, cellular component: extracellular region. The record is from RefSeq and is a predicted model, not a curated record. Gene Ontology annotation, molecular function: hormone activity; insulin-like growth factor receptor binding. The transcript has 3 exons. Gene Ontology annotation, biological process: positive regulation of cell population proliferation; insulin-like growth factor receptor signaling pathway; negative regulation of apoptotic process.